ACAAAAAUGUGUGAAGUUCAAGAGUUUCUCGAUGGCCUCUGCAAGACUUUUCGGAAGUUCAAGGAUAUGCGUCGUCUGGAGCUGGUCCAGAUUCUUAACCAGGUCCGUUGUUGCGAAUGUGGACACAAGAUGCGAAUGCAGAAUCUGGAGCUGCAGAGCCGACCUAUGAAGUCUUCCCCUCCAGGCAGGAUUCGAACCAUUCUUAUCAUCAGUUGUCUACUGUUACUCUUGCUCUAUGGAUAUAUCCUUCAUGUGGUGAGACGCCACAAUCAUAUGAGGGCAUAUGGAAGCAGUGCCUGUGAAUCGACCUUUCUGUACAAGUACACUGAUUGCGAAGUGAUUUACUGAUAGUGUUAAUAACUUAUAUUUCGUAUUAAAAAAAUAAAGAUUAUUAUAUUUUGCCAUUA
Drosophila bipectinata is the source of this 407-nucleotide messenger RNA. RefSeq lists its product as uncharacterized. NCBI's taxonomy places the organism in Eukaryota, Metazoa, Arthropoda, Insecta, Diptera, Drosophilidae. The record is from RefSeq and is a predicted model, not a curated record.